AUGCGCUGUUUUGUAGAAGCUGUGGCCAAACCCGAGGUUACCUUGUGACCAAACUCGACAAAAAUAUUUGCAACGCGAUCAGUAACUCUGACAUGCAACGUGGAUUCAGCAGAUCAAAAAAACCCGAUUUAUUACUGGUAUAAAGACCAUCAGAGCAUAGGAGCUUACAGAAAUAAAUAUAAUAUCCGGCAUGCUGAAAGUAAAGACACUGGGAGUUACUGGUGCAAGACUCAGACCAGUCCGGAGAGCGAUCGUGUCCAGUUAAAUGUUUAUGGCGCCCCCUACUGUCUAUGUAGGGGACUUCCUAAUACUGAGGUGUCGCCAUUGGCCUGGAAAUUAUGUGAAACAACAUUUUACAAGGACAGCGAGAUGAUAAAACGUUCAGAAACUGAACCCGAUUUAUAUAUGAGAGCGGAUGGAAACACUACUGGGACGUAUCGCUGUUCCAAACGUUUCUAUCGGAGAGAGGAUUACUUUGACUCGGCGUAUAUCCUUGUGAAGGAGCUGUUUCCUGUUCCAGAAAUAAAAGUGACUCCGUAUCCAGUGACAGAAGGUGACAGCAUAACCCUAACGUGUAACACCAAACGUAACCGGGACUGAUGGACGCAAAUUCUAUUUGGCUUCUACGUAAACGGGCAAAACGUGAGCGAAUUUGGUGCAUCCAAUGAAUACCGAAUUCACCAAGUGCGGUCGGGCUAUUCUGGAGAUUAUAAGUGUGCAGCUAAAACCACUUCAGGCACCGUCCACAAAACAAGUGAAAAUGUAAAUAUCCGGAUACAAGGUGAGCCUUUAGAACUUGCCAAUGCCCGAAUCUGGGCAGACAAGAACGUGGGCCUGGUGGCAGGAGAAAACCUGACCAUCACCUGCUCUAUGGGCAGAGGGGCCUCUCCGUCAUUCCUAUGGCGGCACAAUGGGAGGCAGCUGGAUUACAGAUCAGAGAGUCUGGAAAGGUCUUGCAUAUAG
Spea bombifrons (plains spadefoot toad) is the source of this 963-nucleotide messenger RNA. RefSeq names its product Fc receptor like A (gene FCRLA). The transcript is spliced from 4 exons. The record is from RefSeq and is a predicted model, not a curated record. Gene Ontology annotation, biological process: cell surface receptor signaling pathway. Lineage: Eukaryota; Metazoa; Chordata; Amphibia; Anura; Pelobatidae. Gene Ontology annotation, molecular function: transmembrane signaling receptor activity.